This is a messenger RNA of Ascochyta rabiei, 594 nucleotides long. RefSeq lists its product as uncharacterized. Bases 1 to 594 code for a protein of 197 amino acids. The record is from RefSeq and is a predicted model, not a curated record. NCBI's taxonomy places the organism in Eukaryota, Fungi, Ascomycota, Dothideomycetes, Pleosporales, Didymellaceae. The transcript has 2 exons.
AUGGCAGUCAAGUCACGUACCAAGAAGGUGACACCCACGUCUAAAGCUGUGUCAGACGACAUUUGUAUGCGCCGGCUGGACCGGUAUUCCAAGGAAUCCGUCGAGAAGCAAAUAUCAAUACCGGAGACAAUCACCGCUCUGGACACGUAUCCACCGUUUCUAAGAAUUCCCUCCGAGCUUAGGCGCGAAAUCUUCAGAUAUGUACUCCCAUCUUCGAACAAAAGAUUCGUUCUCUACACCGACUGCGACUCCACCGUAAUCAGCAAGAAAUGGAAUCGCAAAUGCAGACCGCAUCCCGACAAGCACCUUAGACUCGAUGUCUUCCGAACGAGCCGCCUGAUCUAUCACGAGUGUCUUUCUGUGAUGUACUCGGAGAACUUGUUCCACUUUUACGCCUUCAACUACCUUCCCGUUUUGGAUUUUAUACGGCACUUGAGUCCUGAGGCAAAGAGCUCGGUCCGGAAAGUCCGGCUCACACCGCUUACAGACAAGCAAAACGACUUACCAGCAAGCCACGAUAUCUUUUGUACAGUUAUCCACGACUCGUUACCCGGACUAAGCGAACUUCAAGCCGACCCGGUUGUGUUCUUUUAG